Molecule: messenger RNA, 2166 nt
Organism: Trachymyrmex cornetzi
Lineage: Eukaryota; Metazoa; Arthropoda; Insecta; Hymenoptera; Formicidae
Product: lipoma HMGIC fusion partner
Exons: 5
Coding region: 1442-2062 (206 amino acids)
Cellular component (GO): membrane
Source: RefSeq, a predicted model, not a curated record
GGCGCCGUGCGCGACGACGGACGACGACGGACGACGACUAAUCGUCGUCGACAAUUUCGGAUGAUAUCCGCGCACGCUAUAUUCUUCUCGUCAUCGGUCGUCUCGUCUCCGUUCGCAUCAGAAAGAGGUGUUGAAAAUUGAAUUUCUACCCGGAAACAUCAUCGAUCUGACAUCAACUUUCCGCCACACGAUCUCUGUCUCGCGAUUUUCUCAACAUCUUUCGCGCCGCGAACGUGAGAGUGACGGCGCGGGCGCCCGACUCCAAAACGAAUGAUACGAAUACUUUUUACGAACGUGCUUCACUUAUCGGGAGCGUGGUGGUGAACGAGUACCGCAGCGUGGGUAGCGGUGGUCGCAUCUAUAAUUAACCUUGGAGGAGGCGUCUGGCAGAGGAACAAAGCACCAUCUCUGCAAGAAUUUAGGUCCAUCAGUGAAUUCUCGAUGAAAACGGACUUUUGGUGAAUUAACAACGCGAUGUAGAAAAAACAGAGGAUACGACUUGCACAUCAUUAAUUUCUUCUUGAACGUUCCCUAAUAAAUGCCACGUUUUGAAUAAUUAGCCAGAUCCAUAUGACGAUACGUAGUAACUUUGGGAAGCGAUCUUUGGGACAACUAUCGAAAGAGGAUUAUUAACCAGCGGUAUUGAUGCAUUCUGUGGAAUAAUGAACUUGGACCUGGAUAACAGUUGUGGCUUACAAACAGAGUGGUUCGUCUAUGGAACUUGAGGCAGUGAACUGUGCAAUCGUUUGGAAGGGUAACUUUCUUGUGGUUUCCCAGGGUGUAAGUGUGAAAUCGCUUCAUCGUCAUUCGGCAUGAAUUUUGCGACAUGAGAUAUAUAUGUUACAGAACGGGAAUCGGAAUUAACCGCGUGACUCAUUUCGGAGAAGUGAUAUUCUGAGCGACACCACCUCGGUCACGUUUCACGAGCCGAGUAAUUCCUCGUGGAAUCUGAAUUAACGGCUUCGCGUUGGCCUCUCGUCGGCGACGUUACAUCGGAAAACGACGAUAAAGACCGAAUGAUUAAGAGGGAAUGAUUAAAGCACUCGGAUGUUCGAACCCGUAAGAGAACGCAUCGCCAGGCACGCUCUGAUCCACGAUUAGGAGGAGGUCGAUCGAUUUCGGAAUUAACAGCCCGCGAGUGUCAAACGAGCCGCGACAGGAACAUCAAUACCCUAAUAAAUGUCACUCGCACGAUCGAUCGUCGCCUUUUGCCAGCCAUGACGUAAAGAGAGGAUUUAACAGCGACGAGGGUCAACGUUGUCGAGAGCGGCUGUCGGGAUCGGCUGUCCACGAUCGUAUGCAGGUCCCGAUCUCCCGUGUGGGUGCGUCGAAGUUCGUGAUCCUGACACCGCUUAGGGGGGUGGUCCCCUACAGUUAUGCACGGAUGGAGGAUGAACUGCAGUGCGUGAGGGAGAGAGGUGAUCGCUCCUAAACCGAUGAGAUGACAGUGCUGUGCGUGCUGUGGGCUACUCUGUCCACUGUGGCCUCGAUUCUCGCGUGCUCCGGUUUUUAUCUGCCUUACUGGAUUCAGGGACGACUGUUGGGAAAGGCUGACGCGUACUUCAGUUCCUUUCGGCGUUGCAACUACCCGCGAAUCAGGGCGCCCAACGCCACGCCCGAGAUAGUUUACGAGUGUGCGAGGUAUUCCAGUUUUUGGGACAUACCGAGCGCUUGGUGGCAGGCGAGCACAGUCACGAUGGGUAUCGGCGUCGCGAUUGCAGUGAUCGGCGCCCUGACACUUUUGGCAGCGGCAUCGUCAUUCCUUCCGCAUAUUCUUAAAACGCCAAAGCACACGAGGAUUCUUGGUUCCUUGCAAUUGCUCGCUGCCACGAUGAUAUGCGGCGGCCUGGUCAUGUAUCCGAUAGGCUGGGAUAAUCGGGAGGUACGCGAAUCCUGUGGGAAGGGGGCCAACGUUUACAAUCUCGGAAAGUGCUCGGUGUCCUGGUCGAGUCACUUGCUGGUCGGCUCGGUGGCGUUGCUGAUGCUGUGCUUCGGCCUGAGCUUCUGCGCGGCGCGACACAAGCCCGACGCGAAUCCGCACACGGAUCCCCUGCGCAUUUGACAAUCGAGGUACUCUCAGUCGAUACACGCCUACGCCUCGCCGAAGACGACCACACUCUCCAUCGUCACGGUCUGUUGAUCCCGCGUGCCUGUUGCGUGCACGCG